This is a messenger RNA of Diprion similis, 1581 nucleotides long. RefSeq names its product NAD-dependent protein deacetylase sirtuin-2 (gene Sirt2). Bases 269 to 1375 code for a protein of 368 amino acids. The record is from RefSeq and is a predicted model, not a curated record. Gene Ontology annotation, molecular function: NAD+ binding; histone deacetylase activity, NAD-dependent. The transcript has 6 exons. Lineage: Eukaryota; Metazoa; Arthropoda; Insecta; Hymenoptera; Diprionidae.
AAUCCGGCCACCGCGCCGGCGUGAAAUCGUCAUCUUCGUGACUUUUCUGUCACGUUGUCACGUGUAUGCAACUGUCAUCUAGAAGUGUCAUUCGUUUCUGGGGAUUCCCGCGAUUAUUAGGUAUUCAUUAAUUCGUGUGCUUCACGACGAUAUUCUGCAACCUUUGACAAAGUGAUGCCAGCAAUAUUGAUUCAACUUAACCUCGAAAUUGUUUAAUUGCGGUCCACUACUAAUUGUGCACUUUUGCCAAACAGCCACAGUCUUUAAGAUGGAAAAAUCCAAAGAGGAAAAACCUAGUACCGCUGAAGACAAAAAGGACAGCGGGUCUGAAGAUGAAACUCCAAACUCGUCGGCAGGUGCAACGGAACUCGAAGAUUCAAGCGUUGGAAAGAUUCGAAAAUAUCUGGCUCAAAAGUUGGGGCUACAUGAUUCUGACGAUGAAACAGACAGGCAGGGUGCGCAGAUGUUGACAGAACUAUCGCUUGAUGGAAUCGCAGAAUAUAUUAAAAGUAGUGGCUGUAAAAAGGUUAUCACCAUGGCCGGUGCUGGGAUAUCCACGUCGGCUGGAAUACCAGAUUUCCGUUCACCUAAAAGCGGACUUUACCACAAUCUAGAAAAGUAUAAUCUGCCGCAUCCUCAGGCCAUUUUUGAGCUGGACUUUUUCAUGGAAAAUCCAGAGCCAUUCUUUGUUCUGGCAAAGCAGUUAAUGCCAAUUGGAUUUAAACCUACUCCAAGUCAUUACUUUAUACGAUUACUUUGGGAAAAAGGACUGUUGUUACGUCACUAUACACAGAAUAUCGACACCCUAGAGCGUGUUGCUGGGAUACCUGGCGACGCACUGGUCGAAGCUCAUGGAACUUUUCAUUCUGGUCAUUGCCUGCAAUGCAAGGCAGCAUAUGCUUUUGAAUGGAUGAAAGAAAAAAUCCUUGCGGAUGAGAUACCAAGAUGCGAGAAAUGCAAGGACGGCAUUGUUAAGCCGGACAUUGUGUUUUUUGGUGAAUCGUUACCAGAUAGAUUCCAUACGCUUAUAGAUAAGGAUUUCAAGCAAGCAGAUCUAUUGAUCAUUAUGGGAUCAAGUCUAGUUGUGCAACCAUUCGCCUCUCUUGUCGACAUGGUUCCUCCAAAUUGCCCUCGGCUUCUCAUAAAUAAAGAAAAGGUUGGGAUGCAGGAUCGUAUUAUGAGAUUCUUAGGUUUGAAGCAAGGGUUGAUGUUCGAUCCUACAGAUACUAAUACAGGAAGAGACGUCGCGUGGCUAGGUGAAUGUGACACUGGGUGUCAACUGCUAGCUGACAAGCUUGGAUGGGGAGAGGAGAUGAAGGAUCUUAUUGAAAAAGAACAGAAGAACAUUGAAGUUGAAAAGUCGAAGGAAGGUUGAUGUUAUAAUCAUCGAUUUUUUGGUAUUGAAAUUUUUUCACUUGAUUUAUUAACUUUUACUUUCACCCUCUGUGUGAACACUGAGUCUGUUAGGGAAUAUUCGUUUUCUGAACAUCAAUUGUUAUGAACAAUUCUUCAAAAUUUUUCAGUCUCCUAACAUGUGUAGGUAACGUGAUAAUGUAGUUAGCACUUUGAGAAGAAGCCCUG